This is a messenger RNA of Pelobates cultripes (western spadefoot toad), 33844 nucleotides long. The record is from the annotation of a GenBank genome assembly. NCBI's taxonomy places the organism in Eukaryota, Metazoa, Chordata, Amphibia, Anura, Pelobatidae.
GCUGAUUUCCCUCACCAGAAGUGACGAGUGUAGGGGAUUUUCACGAGGUAGGGGAAUUUGAUAGAACACCGGUGAUAAUAGAUUGUACUGUCCAGGCCCUAUACGGCAGAGCUCUGCAAAGUGUGAGUUAGUCUUUUAUAUAGUCCUUUUACUGGAUAUAUAUUCCAUUUACUUGAUAUAUUGCACUAUUAUUGUUUAUAUUUUAUUAUGUUCAAGGGUUAUAUACACCAUCAUAGUACUGGAAUAUCCUGUAUGUAUGUAUAAACCAUUUUAUAUUUAAUCACAUUAUAUUUUAAUCACUUUGUAUUCCUCUGUGGUGCGGUUUACCACUCUGUUUUCGCACUUUUUGGUUCUGAUUAGCAGGUAUUGGGAAUCCUGCUGGUUCACUGCUGCCGUACACCCAGUUAUUUUAGAGAGCGCCUACACCUUGCUUUAUAUUUACUUAGUAAAUUAUGCCCCUACUCGCUAUACUGUUAAAAAAAAAAAAAAAAAGUCCCCCCUCCACCUAUUGUCCUCCCCCCAGGCCCCACCCCUGAGCGGUGGGUGGCGGCCCUAAAUUAUAAUAAGGGAGGGGGGAGCUAAUGUCCUCCCCCCUGGCCCCCACCCCUGAGCAGUGGGUGGGGGCCCUAAAUUAGAAUAAGGGUGAGGACCUAAUGUCCUCCCCACUGGCCCCCACCCCUGAGCGGUGGGUGGGGGCCCUAAAUACUAAUAAGGGUGCCCGUUUGGGAUUUUGUGUUCACCAUUUAACUGGACAUGGCACGCAUUCUGUUUUCUUCCCGGACGUCUGCCUGGUUUGGUCCUUUAGGGGGCAUAGUGCCAGGUAACAAAUUAAUGGCACAGUCGUAGGGCCUAUGUGGAGGUAAUACCUCCGACUGAACCUUGUUAAAUACUUAUUUUAAGUCCAAAUACUGCGGUGGGACUUCUGUGGUUAAGGGAGGUGCUAUAGGUACAUUGAUGGUACCAAUUCGUUUUCCUCUGUGGUGCGGUUUACCACUCUGUUUUCGCACUUUUUGGUUCUGAUUAGCAGGUAUUGGGAAUCCUGCUGGUUCACUACUGCCGUACACCCAGUUAUUUUAGAGAGCGCCUACACCUUGCUUUAUAUUUACUUAGUAAAUUAUGCCCCUACUCGCUAUACUGUUAAAAAAAAAAAAAAAAAGUCCCCCCUCCACCUAUUGUCCUCCCCCCAGGCCCCACCCCUGAGCGGUGGGUGGCGGCCCUAAAUUAUAAUAAGGGAGGGGGGAGCUAAUGUCCUCCCCCCUGGCCCCCACCCCUGAGCAGUGGGUGGGGGCCCUAAAUUAGAAUAAGGGUGAGGACCUAAUGUCCUCCCCACUGGCCCCCACCCCUGAGCGGUGGGUGGGGGCCCUAAAUACUAAUAAGGGGGGGAACCUAAUGUCCUCCCCCCUGAUCCCCACACCUGAGCGGUGGGUGGGCAUCCUAAAUGCUAAUAAGGGGGGGAACUAAUGUCCUCCCCCCUGAUCCCCACCCCUGAGCGGUGGGUGGGGGCCCUAAAUACCAAUAAGGGGGGGGCUAUUGUCCUCCCCCCUGGCCCCCACCCCUGAGUGGCGGGUGGGGGCCCUAAUAAAAAAUUAACCUCCCCUCCCCCAGGUGACUAGGGAUCCCCAAACCUCUAGUCACCCCCCUCCCAAAAAAUACUAACUCCUACCUACCCCCCUCACCCUAAAAAUAAUGAGGGGGGGGCCAUUAACUAAGUACCUGUAUAAAAAAAAAAAAACUUACCAUUUAAUGUUUUCUUUCUUCUAAAAUUUUCUUUUUUAUAAUUUAGGGCCCCCACCCGCCGCUCAGGGGUGGGGGCCAGGGGGGAGGACAAUAGGUCCCCCCCCUUAUUCUGAUUUAGGGCCCCCACCCGCCGCUCAGGGGUGGGGGCCAGGGGGGAGGACAAUAGGUCCCCCCCAUUAUUUUACUUUAGGGCCCCCACCCGCCGCUCAGGGGUGGGGGCCGGGGGGGGGGCAAUAGGUCCCCCCCCUUUUUUUUUACAUUCUGCUCACUGUUUAAUAGACAUGCCCUACAUGCCCUGCGAUCUAGUGAGUAGGGGCAAAAUUUACUAAUACUAAGUAAUUUUGCCUUAGUAUUAGUAAAUUUGGCUGAAUUACCAAUUUAGGUCUUUCGCCUUUUGGUAGAUAACUCCCUAAUACCGUGGGCUGCAAGAGAAGUGCCGAAGUCCCGAAGUCCCGAACCGAACCGAAGUCCCGAAUUAGCCGAAGUCCCGAAUUUCGUAAUGCCGAACCGAAAAUUUUCCCCAUGCACAUGCCUAGUGCACACACCCUGUCACCCCCACACAUACAUCCUGUCACAGCCCCACUACACCUACCCUGUCACCCCCGCAAUGCAAACACCUGUCACACCAACCCACACUAUAUCAUUCCCACAAACACUGACACCCCAUCCACACACACUGUCACACCCAAUAAUCCCCACACACAUACUGGCACCCCCCACACACACUGUCACCUCCACUCACAUGCACUGUCACCCUGUUAACAUACAGUAUCACCAUCCCUAAACACUUUCAGCCCCCAAACACUGUCACCCACUUCACCCAGCCACUCUCCAAUUAACCCCUCCUAAUCCUGUCACUCUCACCCCCUCCAAUCAUACCAAACUAACCCACCUUCACUUCGCCACUCUUAACCUAUCACAUUAACCCCCCAAUCCUGUCAGACUCACCUUCUCUCGCACUGCCACACUCACCACCCCAAUCCUAACACACACACAGAGUCAUGAAACAUAGCUGUGCCAUAACACAAUGCACAAAGGCCAGAGACAGCCACCCCACACACAUAUGGAUCCAGACACAUGCUCACAAAGAGCAUGUUUUUAAAUUGAGCCCUAUAUCUUACAGGAAGCCAAUGUAAGGACACACAGUUUCAGGCACAUACACAUGUAGACAAUGUGAGAUACACUCAGAUAUACACACUGGCCCUUAUGUAUACACGACUGCCAAGCUAUGUAACCAUACCCCGCAAUCGUUUAUAAACGAUUAGCAUAAUUGCUAAUUAAAUGUGUUUAUUGCAAAUUUAAUUAGCAAUUAGCAUACUUGAAACAAGAGAAAUAUCAAUGUAUUCUUCCUUGUAAAAUAUUUUAUAUAUAAAUAAAUAUAAUUUGCAAAUUAUGCCAUAACUACAGUCAGAAAGCUCACAACGCAGCGGCACAGGGAGCCGCGACACUGCAAGCCUCUGAACAAUGAAUACAGCGACUAGCUCUCUGUAUCCAGUGCUGCAAGCCGGUCCUUCAAUAUAACUACAGCACCUUAUACACACACACGAUGAACCCCUAUUUAUUUUCACUUUGGGUGUUAGUGGGGUCCUCAUGUUUGAGUUUCGCCUAAGGCCUCACAAAGGUCUGCCACUACCCAGAUAUAUCUAAUUAUUAUAGCGUGCAAGGAUGCAUAGUAUUUUGGGGGAUGUGAAUUCGGGAGUGUUUGGAAAAGUUAGAGGUUGCGUAGAAGCAGUGGCGGAACUAUCGCGGUCGCAGGGGUCUCAGCUGCGACCGGGUGUCCGCCGCCAUGUGUUGCAGCUCCUGCCCACGCGGUAGAACCGCCAGGACCGCAUUAAAGGGGUCCAUCGUGUGGCCCAUGCUGUUAGGGUCACCCGAUGGCCAAGUAUUACCAGGGGGCCCAGUCAGCGCUGUAGCGCUUUAACAGCGCGACCGGGCCCCCUGUGAUGGGAUCAGAUGAUCCAGCAACCACCAGGAGCCGCGCAGGAGGAAGAGAGAUGGAGGUCAGAGUGGGAACUGUUUGUAUGUGUGUGUCUAUGUGUGUGUCUGCAUGUGUAUCUGUUUGUCUGCAUGUGUGGGGGCAGUGGUGUACAUAUUGGGGUCGCAGGGGUCACGGCUGCGACCCGGUAUGUAUGCCACUGUGGCCACCCUCUUCUCCUAGGGGGCCCAGGAACUGGCCACCUUAGGGCCCCCCAGGCUGGCCCUGGUGUCACCCUGCGGGCAGGAAGGCGGGCGCGAGGGAGCUCCCUCGCGCACCACACUGAUACCGGAACCGGGGAGAGUGCUCCCUCGCGCGCCCGCCAGCCUGCACGUCGGCUGACACCACUGGACCCCAGGGAAUCCCCUCAGCACUCCCACAGGUAAGGAGGCUGGUGGGAUUAAAUUUUUUUUUAAACUAGAGUGUGUUAGUGUGUAUGUUUGUUAGUGUGUAUGUGUGUUAGUGUGUAUGUGUGUUAGUGUGUUAGUGUGUAUGUGUGUUAGUGUGUGUGUGUGUGUGUGUGUGUGUUAGUGUAUGUGUUAGUGUUAGAGUGUGUGUGUUAGUGUUAGUGUGUGUGUUAGUGUUAGAGUGUGUGUGUUAGUGUUAGUGUUAGAGUGCGUGUGUGUGUGUGUGUGUGUGUGUGUUAGUGUGUGUGUUAGUUUUAGAGUGUGUGUGUUAGUGUGUGUGUGUUAGUGUGUGUGUUAGUGUGUGUUAGUUUUAGAGUGUGUGUGUGUUAGUGUUAGAGUGUGUGUGUUAGUGUGUGUUAGUGUUAGAGUGUGUGCAUUAGUGUUAGACUGUGUGUGUGUGUUAGUGUGAGUGUGUGUGUUAGUGUGUGUCAGUGAGUGUGUUACUAUGUGUGUCUUUUACUGAGUGUGUUAGUUUGUUUGCGUCUGCUGGUGAGUGUGUGUUUUGUAAGUGAAUGAGUGUGUGUCUGUCUGUCAGUGAGUGUGUAUGUAUGAGUUAAGUGCCUAUUGAAUCAACAAUAGUGAUUGCAGGACUCUGGAAAUGAUACAAAUGCUGUAGAUUCACAGAUUGGCAACAAUGUUCAAGAAAUGUAUCAGCCCGUUGUUUCUUUUCUUCCCAUAUAAGGACAAGAAGAAUGAACGAUAGCUGAGUGAUUGAUCUAGUAAAGGUUUUUGAUCGUAUAUAUAAAAAAAACAAAAAACAAUACACUUAGAAAUCAAUAAAAUGGGUAACCAAAUAGUAGUCCCACUGUAGUAGGAAUCCAGAGAACUAUGUCAUUUAUAUAGUGUAGCCGACAGGUAGAUUGUAAAAUAAAAUAAUUUUAUUAGCAUAUACUGUCUAACACAUACACAUAAAAAAUAUAAAUGACAAACAUAUUCCCCAAUUAAGGAAAGCAGUGGUUGCUUAAUAUACAGUCUGAGGCUCCAAAAUGAUGUAACAAACUCUCUCACCGGCCGGAUGAAAUCGAGUGUGGACCUCCUCGUGCUGUGUAGAAACUGGCUGUCAGACGCGUGCGUUCCACUGCGGCUUUGGAUGCUUUCCAGCCUGCUCUCCUGGGGACCAGUGUGAAGUACCGCCUUACGCGUUUCGUGAUCAUAGGAUCACUUCAUCAGAGGAUCAGGGGGGGAAGAGUAGACGUAUGGGGGGGGCCAAGGCAAUUUUCGCACCAGGGUCUCGUGGUUUCUAGUUACGCCUCUGCGUAGAAGCAAAUUCAUUCUGCACCGAGUUUUCAACUAUCUUAGUCAAUAAAGGAGAAUCCUAGAAUGGAUGUGCAAGUUCUGUGCCUGUGCAGCCUCACACAUUUGUUUGAAAUCUCUGCAUGCUUUACAAAGACCGGGAGAGAGCUGGUGUGGCUUCUGUUAUUAUAUUAUUAUGUUAUUAUUUAUAUAGCGCCAACAAAUUCUGCAGCGCUUUACAGUGGGUGGACGAACAAACAUGUAGUUGUAACCAGACAAGAUGGACACACAGGAACAGAGGGAUUGAGGGCCCUGCUCAAUGAGCUUGCUAGAGGGAGUGGGGUAAAAUGACACAAAAGGUAAGGAUAGUAUUUGACUAAUGACAGUUGCAAGAGAGGAAUCAGUCGGGAGCUAUUAACAGUUUAAUUGAUAUGCUUUUAUGAAGAAGUGGGUUUUUAAUGAUUUUUUGAAGGAGUGGAGACUGGGUGAGCAUCUAACGGAGGAGGGUAGUGAAUUCCACAAGAACGGUGCAGCCCUGGAGAAGUCUUGAAGGCGAGCAUCAGAGGUGGGAGUACAGACACAAGAUAGACAUUAGUCUUCAGCAGAGCGUAAGGGCCUAGACGGGACAUACUUAUGUAUUAGGGAGUAUAGAUAGGUGGGAGCAGCAUUAUGUAGAGAUUUGAAAGCAAGAACCAGAAUUUUAAAUUGAGCCCUGUAUCUUACAGGAAGUCAAUGUAGGGACUGACAGAAGGGUGAGGCGUUGGAGGUGCGGGCUGACAGGAAGAUGAGCCUCGCCGCCGCAUUCAUUAUGGACUGUAACGGCGCAAGUUGGGAGCACGUAAGACCACUGAGAAGCGGAUUACAGUAGUCAAGGCGAGAAAGGACAGUGGAAUGGACGAGCACCUUUAGUCGCAUCUGGCAUUAAGUACGGUCGGAUGCGCGCAAUGUUUUCGAGAUGGAAGCGGCAGGAUUUGGGGAUAGACUGAACAUGAGGCGUGAAGGAGAGGUCGGAGUCAAAGAGAACACCUAGGCAGCAAGCUUGUGUGGUGAAGCUCCAUUGACUUGGAGGGAGACAGACACAGGAGUAGCAACACUUGAGGGAGGAAAGACCAGAAUUUCAGUUUUGGUCAAGUUGAGUUUAAGGAAGUGGGCAGCCAUCCAGUUAGAAACAGCAGAGAGGAAGUCAGAGACACUAGUCAAGAGGGACGGGGAGAGAUCAGGAGAGGACAGAUAGAUUUGCGUGUCAUGCACAUAGAAAUGAUAUUGGAAGCCAAAGGAGCUAAUGAGUUUACCAAGGGAGGCAGUAUAGAUGGAGAACAGUAGGGGACAAAGGACUGAACCUUGGGGGCACCAACAGAGAGGAGUUGGGGAGAAGAAGCAGAGCCAGAGAAAGAAACACUGACAGAGAACUGGGAAAGGUAGGAGGAGCUCCAGGAGAGAGCAGUAUCUUGUAGAUCGAUAUUGUGGAGGAUGAGAAGAAGCUAUUGAUGAUCAACAGUGUCAAAAGCUGCAGAAAGGUCAAGGAGAAUUAGGAUAGAGUAGUGACCACGAGAUUAUGCAGCGAAUAGAUCAUUGGAUACCUUGGUCAGUGCCGUUUUCACAGAGUGCUUAGCACGGAAACCAGACUGAAGCGGGUCUAGCAGAGAGUUGGACUCGAGGAAGUCUGUCAAUCUCGCAUACACAAUUCUUUCAAGGAUCUUGGAUGCAAAAGGCAGUAGUGAGAUUAGAUGGUAGUUGGACGGGGAGUUAGGGUCAAGGUUGGACUUCUUUAGAAUUGGGGUUAUAGUUGCAUGUUUAAAGGGCGAUGGAAAUAUCGUAGAGAGAGGAGAGAGAGAUUGAUAAUUUUAGUGAGAGGUAGAGAAAGAGAAGAAGACAGAGUAUGGAUGAGAUGCAAGGAAAUUGGAUCUAGGGAGCAGGUGGUGGGGCGGGAGGACUGGAGCAGAGCAGAAACCUCUUCUGCUGUAGAAGAUGUGAAUGAACAUAGAACAGAAGAGAGGGAGUGAGAUUAGGGGAAGUAUUGUAAGGGGAAGAAGAAAGAUGAGAGAUCUCUUCCCUGAUUGUAGAGAUCUUGUCAGUGAAGUGAGUUGCAAAGUCUGAGGCGGUCAAGUUAGUAGGUGGAAGAGUAACAAUAGGACGAAGAAGAGAGUUAAAUGUGGGAAAUAGUCGUUUGGGUUCUCAGGAGAGUGUGGUUAUGAGGGUAUUGAAGUAAUUUACUUUUGCAGAGGAAUGAGCCUAGCUGUAUGAGCGCAGCAUACAUUUAUAGUGGAGAAAGUCAGACGCACAGUAAGUCUUUGUCCAAGAGCGUCCAGCACUUCUGGAGCAUUUUUUGAGGUAUCAGCUUCACAACUUAGCAUAGUGACAAUGCAGCAUACCCAAGACAUGGAAGUCCUGGCAACAGUUGCUUUGAGUUUGAACUCCUACAUGUGUAUAUCUGUGUGUGUUUGAGUAUUUGCCCACCAUAAUAAUGUGAUAUCACUUCAUCCCAGCACUGCUGAAAAGAGCGAGCUAAGGACAGGCUAAUUUUGGGGUUGGAGCUGGAAAUACAAUUCAGCCUCUAUGAUCAUCCAGCCAUCUCAGCCAUCUCAGUACCCCAGUAUGUCUCUGAUGCCAACAGGGUGCCCAUCAGUCCGGCAUCCAGUGGCAGCUUUCCCCACUUUGCUACAACUCUGCAGAGUCUGUGGACAUGUAAAAGAGCUUAAUCAGUUGUGCAAUUAGCCAUAAGUCUAUUUGUAUAGACCAAUGUUUCCCACACUUUUUAGGUUAAAGGCGCACUUAAUAUCUUAAUAUUUUUCCAAAGUGCCCCAAGUUAAUACAAAUACACAGACUCCUAGUACUCAUGGACAGCAUCUAUAACUAUAGUACACAUCAGCCCCAAUACAUACAAUAACAAACAAAGAAAAUAGUUAUCCGCACACUACCCCAAAUCCCUAUGAGUAUGGAGGUGUUUUGUUUCACUCCAAUGGCAAUUAGGUGUAAGCUCACCUGUCACAUCCACCCCAUGUGUUUCCUAUUAAGGGUUAAUAAGUACAUAGGGGUUAAGAAAAAUACCCCUCUCUGUCUCAUUCGAGAUUUGUUUGCCUGGAGCUGAAGGAAGCAAGGUGAUUUGUUAAUGUAGGACCCACCUAGGAGGUUUGCUUUGACAUGGCAGGUGGGCUUACAUCUAAUGGCCAUUGGAGUGAAACAAAAUAACCUCCAUUUGUUUAAAUGUGCAUAGGGAUUUGGAGUAGUGCGCAGGUUACUCUUUUCUAUAGUUUUUAGUGGCCCAAGUUAAAAAAAAUUAUAGGUUGUAUAUCUGUACAGCGCUGCAUCAUAUACUAGCUAGCGCUAUAGUAUAAUAUAUAGUCUUGGUGUUUAAUUGAAGGGGUGCUUGAAUAUUUUAGUGUUUUAAUACAGGGGUGUGUUUGUAUGUAAUGUUUGUGUUUGAUUGCAGGGGUUGUGUUUGCUUAUAGCCAAAAGUUUAGCCAAAUGUCUCUUUGUAUAGACAGUGUCUGGAGCUGUUUGGCAGAGGGGACAAUAUCUGUCAUGAAGAAGGAAUAGAGAGAAGGGCAAUACACUUCUCCCCCAGUGGUCCUUAGUCCCCCCUCCUCCCCCCAGUGGUCCUUAGUCCCCCCUCCUCCCCCCAGUGGUCCUUAGUCCCCCCUUCCUCCUCCCCCAGUGGUCCUUAAUUCCCCCUACCUCCAGUGGUCCUUAUUUCCCACCUUCUCCCCAGUGAUCCUAGUCCCCCUCCUCCCCCCAGUGGUCCUUAGUCCCCCUCCUCCUCCCCUCCCCAGUGGUCCUAGUCCCUCCUCCUCCUUCCCCAGUGGUCCUUACUCCCCCCUCUCUCCUCCCCCCAGUGGUCCUUACCCUCCUCUUCCCUCCUGCCGGUCUCUCAAUGUAGCGUGGCCGGGUUCACUUUCUGUCAGUCCGCCGGGUACAGGAAACAGAGGUUCCUGUCCCGCUUUCCGCGCUGCCCGGCCACGCUACAUUGAGAGACCGGCAGGAGGGAGCGCUCUGCGCUUCUCUCCUGCUGGUCACUCAAAUCCGGCUGCCCUCCAUACAGCAUUGCUGCGCCGCCUGAGGCUUGCUAAAGCGCUCAGGUGGCGCAGCAUGUUGGAGCCGCACCGGUGAUUCCUGGUGCAGGGAUCCGGCGCCCCUGCUAAGUUGCGCCCUAGGCAGCUGCCUAGGUCGCCUUACAGGUAGCGCCGGCCCUGUGUGUGUAUUCAGCAGUCGGUGUGUGUGUGUGCGUGUAUUCGGUGUGCGCGUGUAUUCAGCAGUCGUGUGUGAAUGUGUUCAGCAGUCUGUGACUGUAUUCAGCAGUCUGUGUGUAUGUAUUAUAUGUAUGAAUUGCAUUUGUUGGAGGUACCAAUAAUUUUUAUCGAUAAUUUAAAUUUUAUUCCUGUGAGUUGCUGUGUAGGAAGGGCAAAAAAAAUUGGAGAAAGAAAGAAAAGAGAUUGGAAGGGGGAGACACUAUCAAAAAACUGGGGACUGAAUGAAGAUGUGGGAUUGCCCACCGUGCCACUAACUGGUCUUGUCCCAAGUUUUACUGGUUACGAUGCUUACAAUGACACUUUAUAAUAACAGCCUUCUAAACUAGUCCGCAUCCAGCGUAAUGCAUACUAAACAUAACACUGUUUUCCUCUUCCUCUGUCCAAUUUUCUUCCAUCCCCUUUGCUUCUCCUCCACCCCGUCCCUUUCCCUCUAUACCCUCCUCUAUUUUGUUGUUUAGAGUAUUUAAUUAAUUCAUCUGAGAUAUCCUUAUGCUAGAUAUACUUGACACUAAUGUUAUUUCACGUGUAUUCUUAUAUUGUUCAUUAUUAUUUAUGCCUCCUUUUCUUUCAAUAAAAUGAAUUAAAACAAAACAAAAAACUUUUGUAUGUUGAGUGUAAAAUUUUCUCACAUAUGCCAUGACUAUAGUAGAACCAUUUAUUUUAGCGUUACUUUGAUCAAUGCAAUAAACCUUCCUUUUUCUCCUUCUAAAUAAACAAUCCUCAACGUUCUAAACAACUGGACGCCAUACACGGAAGAGCAAUCCUAUUGGUUGUAAAGUGUUUGAGGCGCGACCUAUCCUAUCGUUACUUUCUCUGUCAGUUUACAGUCCGCAGCUGCGCUAAAAAGCUUGGUCCUUUGUGCUCAGCGAUUGGCUACACGGGUCGGUGACGUCACUGACCUGUCAGUGGUGUUGUCUGUGCAGUGAUUGCGCUAUAUUUGCUCCCUUUCUAAGAGCAGGAGACCGUGAAGCCGCAUAGUAGCAGGAGCAAGGUGAGUUUAGUUACCCAAUACAGGAUUGUGUUAGGGUUGGCUGAGCAUUAUGGGAAGCAUAGUCCACAGCACGCAAAGUGCCAAAAAUGAUUUAAUACUCCUAUAGAUAGUAUUCUCUUACUUUUUCCCCCCUCUGUUUACCCAUUACAUAGAGGUUAUCUUAAAAAUUAUGUUUUCCCCUUCUUUUCUAAUGUCAUAUUAUUAUGUAUUAUAUAUAACAUUUUUAAUGGUGUUACAUUUUAAUGUUAAUAAUCAAAUGGUUAUACAACUGAAAUGACUAUUAAAAAUCUGAUAUGAUAACACUGUAAAUUUUAAAUGAAUGUUUCGUUAUUUAUUUUUACAUUGAGGCUAGUCUGAGAUUAAUGCUGCUUUUCAGCCAUGAAUGGAAAAGUAAGAAAUUUAAAGGAUGCUUAUUUUUUGUUUUUUUUUAUAUAUAUAAUUGUUUGUCAUGUCUGGUGUAAUAUAUACUUUGCUUUACCUUGUGAGGCAGAUUUGGGUAGUGUAGCUGAGUUGUACAAAGAUUCCAGUAAAGAAACUCUCUACUGUGUAAUAAUGUACAUAUAUAGCAUGUGUCUUAACGUUUUAUUAUUUUGUUAAUAUUAUAUAGAAUAAUAUAUCAUUAUAAUCACUGUGUAUCUAUAGACUGCAAGCUAACUCACACUAAAGUGCCCAAAGAGACCUAAACAGGGGACAGGGAAGACAAUUUUGGUCUGUGUUAGGUUGUGCCUUGGCACAUCCCUUGUGUACACACCAGUAAGAGUACUUUUAUACCAGGCCUUUUUUUUUUUACUGUGGAUACUAAGGGACAUGUGUACAAUGUGUCUUUAUAAAGUAAGUUGCUGCUGUCAGUGGUAUUGUUAAAAGAGGAAUUAUUGUUUACUUUUGCCUCAGUUUGGAAAGGUAUGUUUCUGAAAGCAGAUAGCAAGCAUACACAUCUUCCUUUUUACUAUCAAUACAAGCCCUCCACCCUUAUAAACAUUUGAUAAUCAGGCCUUAGAGUUCAAGAGUGUUAAGCAGGCCUUCAGAAAAACAUUACACUUUGUGAGAUAUCCCUGGUUCUUUGAAACUCUCCUUGGUGUUGAAACAUUUUUCUCUAAUUUAAAAAUGUCAUCCCUGUCAUUGCAGAACAAACAAAAUGCUUGUUGAGGUAACCCGUGGUUGAUGAUUCUGAAAAAUAUUGAAUGUGCCACUUUCUUAAAAUGGUCGCUGUCUUACAUGAUGCAUCUUCUAUAUAUCUUUCAUGAAAGUCAAUCCUCUCUUUUUUUGGUUCUUCCUGAUUUUUCUGUCUGUUUUAUUCGAGUUAGUACAGUUCAAUAAAAUUAUUUAUAUAGUGAAAAGUGUUCCAGCUCAAGAUAUUACUUUAUUUACAAAAAAUAUUUAAAACAUCCAAAGCAGUCAAGUAAUGACAUAUUAACUCACAUCUUGAUAAAGUACAUGUGAAUACAUCCGAAAUGUGUUAAUUGCAAAUUUUGCUAAAAGGAAGUCUCUAAACUUCUAUGUGAGCUAAUAGGCCAUUGCUUGUCUACUUUGGAUGCUGUUAAAUAUUUUUGGAAAUUAAGGAAUUUUUGUUUCUGUUUUUACAUUUUUAUUUAUGUGUGCAAUGAUACAUUCUCAGAUACUGAGACUGUAAAAAAAGACUAGCAUCCAAGAAAAAUAAUACGAUAUGUGUGCAUAUCAUACACCAAAAGACAAAUACAAAGAUGUAUCAAUAAGGGAUGUGAUACACGUGGUGAAAUAAAUGCACAUUUUUAGAAUUUCAAGAACUCAGUAGUCAAUAUUGCUUAAAUUAGACCUAUGCCGUCGAUGUUCCAUAUAUGAGGAAUAUGAAUAAUAAAAGCUAUGCUGCAUUUAGCAAGAUAAUUUAUACCCAGGCAAGGGUAGGUGUGUCGCUAGCAGCAGAAAAUUUGGCAGAAUCGACUGUGACCAGUAUGACAGGCAGGGCUGGCGCUACCAUAAUACAGCUGCCGUGGGGAACUCCUUUAGGGGGGGCGUCAGAGGGCUAUAAAGCUAGGGAUUUGCAAGCAGAAGUAAAGUAGUACUAGUAGUAAGAGGUAGCCCGAAAUAUAUAGAGAAUGUCCUGGGGCUCUACUCCAGAUAUAUAGAGAAUGUCAUAGGGCUCUACUCCUGAUGUAUAGAGAAUGCCCGGGGUCUCUACUCCUGAUGUAUAGAGAAUGUCCUGGGGCUCUACACCUGAUAUACAGUACACUCCUCACAUUUUUAUAAAUAUUUUAUUAUAUAUUUUCAUGUGACAACACUGAAAACAUGACAAUCUGCUACAGUGUAAAAUAGUAGGUAUACAGCCUGUAUAACAGUGUAAAUUUGAGUCCCCUCAAAAUAACACACAGCCAUUAAUGUCUAAACCGUUGGCAACAAAAGUGAGUACACCCCUAAGUGGAAAUGUCCAAAUUGGGCCCAAAGUGUCAAUAUUUUGUGUAGCCACCAUUAUUUUCCAGCACUACCUUAACCCUCAUGGGCAUGGAGUUCACCAGCUUCACAGGUUGCCACUGGAGUCCUCUUCCACUCCUCGAUGACGACAUCACGGAACUGCCCCACCUUCCAUUUGAGGAUGCCCCAGAGAUGCUUAAUAGGGUUCAGGUCUGGAGACAUGCUUGGCCAGCCCAUCACCUUUACUUUCAGCUUCUUUAGCAAGGCAGUGGUCAUCUUGGAGGUGUGUUUAGGGUUGUUAUCAUGUGGGAAAACUGGCCUGCAGCCCAGUCUCCGAUGGAAGGGGAUUAUGCUCUACUUCAAUAUGUCACAGUACAUGUUUGCAUUCAUGGUUCCCCCAUUGCCGGCAGCACUCAUGCAGACCAUGACACUCCAACCACCAUGCUUGACUGUAGGCAAAACACACUUGUUUUUGUACUCCUCACCUAGUGGCUGCCACGUACGCUUGACACCAUCUGAACCACAUAAGUUUAUCUUGGUCUAAUCGGGCCACAGGACAUGAUUCCAGUAAUCCAUGUCCUUAGUCUGCUUCUCUUCAGUAAACUGUUUGCAGGCUUUCUUGUGCAUCAUCUUUAGAAGAGGCUUCCUUCUGGGAACGACAGCAAUGCAGACCAAUUUGAUGCAGUAUGCAGCGUAUGGUCUGAACCUCUGCAGCAAUACUGGCAGCACUCAUCUGUCUAUUUCCCAAAGACAACCUGUGGAUAUGAUGCUGAGCACGUGCACUCAAGUUCUUUGGUUGAUUAUGGCAAGUCCUGUUCUGAGUGGAACCUGUCCUGUGAAACCACUGUAUGGUCUUGCCCACCAUGCUGCAGCUCAAUUUCAGAGUCUUGGAAAUCCUCUUAUAGCCUAGGCCAUCUUUAUGUAGAGCAACAAUUCUUUUUUUCAGAUCCUCAGAGUUCUUUGCCAUGAGGUGCCAUGUUGAACGUCCAGUGACCAGUAUGAGAAAGUGUAAGAGCGAUAACACCAGAUUUAACACACCUGCUUCACAUUCACAACUGAGACCUUGUAACACUAACGAGUCACAUGACACUGGGAAGAGAAAAUGGCUAAUUGGGCCCAAUUUGGACAUUUCCACUUAGAGUUGUACUCACUGUUGUUGCCAACGGUUUAGACAUUAAUGGUUGUGUGUUGAGUUAUUUUGAGGGGACAGCAAAUUUACACUGUUAUACAGGCUGUACACUUACUACUUUACAUUGUAGCAGAGUGUCGUUUCUUCAGUGUUGUCACAUGAAAAGACUACUCCUGGAGACUCCGCUUCUUUAGAUAGAAAACUAUUUUGAGCUAGGCUCUUUCCCAAUUCACUUUACCAUUUCUGAGUAAACUGUGGAGGAUCAUCGUAGGCGAUAGAGAUUAACCAUGAACUGUGGUAGGUUAACAGGUGAGGCACAGCAAGACCCCGUCUCUUUUCAGUUUAUGUAGCAAAGAGUUAGGGUCUCUGCUCUUUCUUCCACCCAAAUGAACGAGUAGAUGUCCAAUUGUAUGAACUUCCCUGUUAUUUAAAAAUAUGUUUGCUUAUUUCUUUUAACCCUUCAUUUGCAGUAUUAAAGGAGUGUACCUUUAACCCCUUAAGGACAGGUGACAUGUCAUGAUUCCCUUUUUAUUCCAGAAAAUUGGUCCUUAAGGGGUUAAAUCUGUAAUGUCGUAAAUGAUUUGUUUUUUUCUCUCCCUUUUACUUUAAUAUGGAAUCUAUUGACCACUGUAAAUAUAUCCAUACAUUUUUGUUGUUGGUUUUUUGUUUUUUUUCCAUACCAGCAUGUGAGUGUUUAUACAUGCAUGACAUAUUAUUUAAACAUUGUUCUUUUUCUUUAAAGGGACACUAUAGUCACCAGAAGAACUACAGCUUAUUGUAUUUGUUCUUGUGAGUAGAAUCAUUCUCUUUAGGCUACAUUACAGCAUAGCAAUACCUCCACUGGCCACUCCUCAGAUGGCUAUUUGAGGUGCUUCCUGAGGCAGUGCUGCACAAUGUGCAACACUGCCAUUUAGUGUUCCCACCCUCUGCGUGGAGACACUGAACUUUUCUCAUAAAGAUGCAUUGACUCAUUUUUAUUUCUAUAAGGAGAUGCUGAUUGGCCAGGGCUGUGUUUGGCUUGUGCUGACUCUACCCCUGAUCUGCCUCCUUGACAGUGUAAGACAAUUCUAUGGGAAAAUAUUGUGAUUGUCUCGGAACAACACUUCUGAUGAUAGCCAAGCAGGUAGAUCGGGGCAGAGUCAGCAUCUGCAGACUUGAACAAAAGUAAGAUAUUACUAUAUCUAGAGGUGCAAGGGAGGACCAGGGGAGCUGGAUGGUGGUUUUAACACUAUAGGGUCAGGAAUACAUGUGUGUUCCUGAUCCCAUAGUGUUCCUUUAAUUUUUCAAAAUGAGGGGGCUAUGAAAAAGCUAGCUUACAUUAGCUGCAGAACUAGAGUUUGCAGAUUCUGUAACCCUUCCCCAAUUCAGAACAGUCUUUCUGAUUAUGUGCUAAAUUUUGUCCAGUCAAAUGCUUCUGAUUGUGAAAUCCUGCUGACAAAUCAUGCAUGCACACAAUUGACCAAUCAUACACGUUUAUAUUAACAUAUCAGAGAAAUAUAAUGCAAUUUUUGUGGAUUGUGAUUUUCAAUACAACUAAGAAAAAAUUCUGUUGUGACAGAUUUUUCUCAGGGCAGCCAAAAUUUGCUUUGGAAUCACGUAUCCCUUGACAGUAAUGUAUUUGAUGGAUCACCGUUGAUACAGAAGGAUACAGUAACUAUGAGAUUCUCUGUUAGCAGGUAAUCUUAUAACAAUCACACAGUAGAAAGAUGCUGUGUUUUGUUUUUUCGUGCCUUGAAUAUUCCUGUUCAUUGCUAACCAUAACUUCAAUACUGAACUAGCACAGCCGAUGGCAAGCAGGCUGACACAAGGACAUCACUUUCAUAGGCUAUACACUGCAAGAAAAAAAUGGCAAGAUUAGUAAGUGCUGUGUGCUGUAGCUCAUUGUGUUCACGAUAACCAAGGAAAACAGGCCUGCUUUCUAAUCUCUGACUUCUAUUCAGGGAAAGGACAUUUAUUUCCUUUAAUGGGAAUCUGUCAUCCAUGUAUUACAUAAUAUGUACUAGCCUUACCCGGCCAGAGCUUCUGUGCGUUGGUACUUUAACUCCUUCCUGUGUCUUUCACUCCCUGGUUCUGCUGGCCACAACCACAGCAGCAUCUUACAUUGUUGUGUCUGCUCCUUCCUGUGUUGUCGCUGUUUCAUAUAACUGGCACAACCAUACACUCAUCAUUGCCAUUGCUAAGUCCUCUUCGUCCCCCCCCUUAAUAUUUCAUAAAGCCCACUGUUUUUUGAUGUUACUAUGUCUUCUCCUGCUGGAGCCUGUUAGGGUGGAACCACAUUUUAUUUUGGUCGACAGUCACAUUCUCUUAAUAGAGUCCAAUCUCUUUUAGAUAUCAAGGCAUAAACAAGUGUUCUGUGGGGAAAAGUGCCAUGUAUGAGGAGCAGUGGCAUAGCUAGAGCUUUUGCGGCCCAGGGCUGUCCCUGAGUUUGCCGCCCCUAUCUCGACCCAAAUACAAAAUCUUUUCCAUCACAAAUUUAAUAAUUAAACAAGUUGCAAUACAAUUGUCAGUUUCACUGAUAAAGUGGCUAUGUAUAAUUAUUGGUGAAACUGACAAUUGUAUUGGCACUUAUUGAAUGAAACAAAUCAUUUUUGGGGAAAAAUAUUUUCUAUUUGCACUUUGGUGCAAGGAGAGAGGGGAUCUGUGAAUACAGGGAGAGAGGGGGUCUAUGCAGAAAGGGGUCUCUGAGAGAGAAAGGGGACUGUGCAGGGAGGGAGGGGGUCAGUAAGAGUGUAAGGAAGGAGGGAGUGGGGCUGUGCAGGGUGCAGGGAAUAAAGGAGGGGACCAGUGCAGAUGAGGGGGUCUGAGCAGGGAGGGAGGGGGCUGUGAAGGGAGAGAGAGGGGAUCUGAGUAGGGAGUGAGGGGGAUGUGAAGGGAGAGAGAGGGGAUCUGAGCAGGGAGUGAGGGGUCUGUGAAAGGGGGAGAGAGGGGAUCUGAGCAGGGAGUGAGGGGUCUGUGAAGGGGGCGAGAGGGGACUUGAGCAGGGAGGGUGGGGGUCUGUGAAGGAGGGGUGCAGAGGGGGAGGGGGUCUGUGAAGGGAGAGAGAGGGGAUCUGAGCAGGGAGACAGGGGUCUGUGAGGGUGCAGGCAGGGGCUCUGUGAGGGUGCAGGCAGCUGUCUGAGAAGGGGAUGUGAGGAUGCAGGCAGGGGGCUGUGCAGCAAAAAAGCAUACCUGUUGACUUUGCCAGCACUCUGCAGCAUAGACAUAGAAUACCUAGACGUCGCAUUCCGUACUGAGCGUCGAGGAAUGCGGGCGCCAUCUUGGACCGGUCGCCACUCUACUGAAGCUAUUCAAGAACCCUUAGAAAGUCCAUCUCCCAAAAGGUCAGUGAAGGACUUGGGGCACUUAUAGUCCUUAAUACCCCUACCCCUUAAUACCCCUAGUCCUAGUCCUUAAUACCCCUACUCCUAGUCCAACCCUUCAAUACCCCUAGUCCUUAAUACCCCUACCCCUACAGUGUUAAUAGCACUAUCCCACCACACAUAGUCCUUAAUACAGUGUUACUACCCCAGCACACACAGUGUUAAUACACAUAGUGUGCUGGGGUAGGGGUAUUAACACUUUGUGUGCUGGGGUAGGGGUAUUAAUGACUAGGUGUGCUGGGAUAGAGGCUGGGGUAGGGGUAUUAACACUGUAGGGGUAGGGGUAUUAAGGGGUUGGACUAGGGGUAUUAAGGACUAGGACUAGGGGUAUUAAGAGGUAGAGGUAUUAAGGACUAUUAGUGCCUCAAGUCCUUCACUUACCUUUUGUGAUAUGGACUUUCUAAGGGUUCUUCAAUAGCUUCAGUAGAGCGGUGACCGGUCCAAGAUGGCGCCCGCAUUCCUCGACGCUCAGCAUGGAAUGCCAUAGACAUGCGGCGUCUAUGCUCCGCAGGACAGGAGGAGAGCACAGGAAGUUAUCUCACUUCCCAUCCUCCUGCCCCGCCUCUUCCCCUCUCUCUCUGCACCGCACGGAGGAGACCUGGGAAGCAGAGCAGAAUCUCUGCCAGGUCUCACUCAGAAGAUUGGAGGAGGGUCAGUACUGGAAGGAGCAGGGACAUUAAAACAGCCCCCCAAAAAGUGCCACCUGGGGUGGACCGCCCCCCCUUACUACGCCUGUGAUAAGGAGCAAUCACCUUGAAAACAAAAAGAAAAUCAAACAGUUAUGAUCAGAAAAGUGGAGCAAAGUUUUGAAUGUGAAGCCAUCUCCAUGGAAACUGGUGAUUACUUUGCACCACAUUCCAGAUAAUGAUGCUGUUACAUUUCCCCCAGUGUCUUGCAACAUUUACCACAUUGCCCCAAGGACCACCUGUUUUUCAUUGGUAAUUAUGUCCUCAUAUUGUUUUGCAUGUUGUGUCGUAUUUUAAUAAAAUUAUGUCUGUGGCUCGUUCCAUGUUGCCGAGCAUUUUUUCUCCCUCAUUUUUGUUUUACUGCAGAUGGUAAACAUUUCGUUUUCUGGUUUUCAAAGUGAAGCUUAAUACUAAUCACCUACCUAAAUAUUGUACUAUUCACACACAAUUUAAUGGUAUAUUCUUCCUGCAUUGUUUAAUUCAUUUUAGAAAAGAAACAUGUCUUCUUCAGAUGACUGGACACCUGAAGAACUGGACAGCACUUCUUCGAAACUUCUCCGGAAAUCUCAGGAGUCUCCCUUCGUCCCAGCAGGUAAAUAUCAAUAAAUAGCUUUGUAUUAAGGGGGACAUUUGUCAGGUACUUAAAUGGAUGUCCCAGACCACCCAUUUACUGUCAUGCAAAAUAUAGAUGAUCUUUGCAUAAGCAAUUAGAAAAUUAACACAAUCUUCUAUUUCCCCCUCAAGCUAUCUCUAGUCCGUCCACUUCCUCUCUGAUAAAUUCUCUUUAGUGGGUGUUCGGUACAGAUUCUAGUGCACAUGACCAUUGCCCAUUAAUACCAAUGGAAAGAACUUGCACUUGAAUGGAACUUAUUGAGAGCUUACUUUGCGUACUCUAUUAGAUUCAAUGGAAGAUCAGGGAUUACCUUAGAGCAUCCAGCAUUUCCUUUAAGCAUGCCAACAUCAGAAAAGGCAAAUUGUGAAAUCUCAAAAGUAUUUUACAUGAAAAUGGAGAGGGUUUUUCACAUUUUGUUUGAUUUUUCAAGGUCCCAUAUGGAGCAUGCAUUGGUUUUCGAAAAAUGUCUCCCCACAAAGCAAGAGGGGGGGAGACACUGUACUGGCUUUGGUUGUUAAGAUCGGGGAUAAAGUAAAUCUAAAUCGCAACCUGUUAAACAAUGCUUAGAAUCGUAUGAAAAAUAAAGAAUAAAAAAAAAAAAAAAUGCUUAGAACUAAAGGGGGUAAAAAGAAGGGUAUCCUGCUACUUAAUCAAAAAAGUCUCCAAUAUUCUCCAUCAUAGAACUACUUUAUUGAUAUACAAAAUAAAAAGGGGGAGCAAUGGGUGAAACAGGAUAUCAAUACACCCACUUCUGUUCCUGCGUAAUGCCCACCCCAUCUUGAACACUAGGGAGAUGGCUUACCGCCGAUAAAAUGGGAGGAUCUUUGGGCGGAUUAGAAGAUAUUUCUAACCGCCCAUCACUACGUAUAUGUCCCGCCCUCAUAUGAUGACUCCUAUUGUGAGGGUGUGAACCGGCAACAUUCCGAUCAGGAGGGGAGGAGCUAGGGGCGUUUUGGUGAAGUCACGCCGCCCACUACCCGCCUCCUUUUUCGUUCAUUUUAUUUUUCUUUAUAUUUAUAUCUUUUGGGUCCAAGCCCCAUUUGGGUGGAUCUGGCACCACCCAUAGAAUGUGACGGCAGAUAAGAACCAUUCGGCCCAUCUGGUCUGCCCUAUUUUCUAAAUACUUUCAUUAGUCCCUAGCCUCUAGUUAGGAUAGCCUUAUGCCUAUCCCAUGCAUGCUUAAACUCCUUUACUGUGUUAACCUCUACCACAUCAGCUGGAAGGCUAUUCCAUGCAUCCACUACACUCUCAGUAAAGUAAUACUUCCUGAUAUUAUUUUUAAACCUUUGUCCCUCUAAUUUAAGACUAUGUCCUCUUGUUGUGGUAGUUUUUCUUCUUUUAAAUAUAGUCUCCUCCUUUACUGUGUUGAUUCCCUUUAUAUAUUUAAAUGUUUCUAUCAUAUCCCCCCUGUCUCGUCUUUCCUCCAAGCUAUACAUGUUAAGAUCCUUUAACCUUUCCUGGUAAGUUUUAUCCCGCAAUCCAUGAACCAGUUUAGUAGCCCUUCUCUGAACCCUCUGUAAGGUAUCAAUAUCCUUCUGAAGAUACGGUCUCCAGUACUGUGUACAAUACUCCAAGAGAGGUCUCACCAGUGUUCUGUACAAUGGCAUGACCACUUCCCUCUUUCUACUGCUAAUACCUCUCCCUAUACAACCAAGCAUUUUGCUAGCAUUUCCUGCUGCACUAUUACAUUGUCUGCCUACCUUUAAGUCAUCAGAAAUAAUCACCCCUAAAUCUCUUUCCUCAGUUGUUGAGGUUAGGACUCUAUCAAAUAUUCUGUACUCUGCCCUUGGGUUUUUACGUCCAAGAUGCAUUAUCUUGCACUUAUCCACAUUAAAUGUCAGUUGCCACAAUUCUGACCAUUUUUCUAGUUUACCUAAAUCAUUUGUCAUUUGGCUUAUCCCUCCUGGAACAUCAACCCUGUUACAUAUCUUAGUAUCAUCAGCAAAAAGACAUACCUUACCAUCAAGACCUUCUGCAAUAUCACUAAUAAAAAUAUUAAAGAGAAUGGGUCCAAGUACAGAUCCCUGAGGUACCCCACUGGUGACAAGUCCAAGCUUCGAAUAUAUUCCAUUAACUACAACCCUCUGUUGCCUGUCACUCAGCCACUGCCUUACCCAUUCAACAAUAUUGGAAUCCAAACUUAAAGAUUGCAGUUUAUUAAUAAGCCUUCUAUGUGCAACAGUGUCAAAAGCCUUACUGAAAUCUAGGUAAGCAAUGUCUACUGCACCACCCUGAUCUAUAAUUUUAGUUACCCAAUCAAAAAAAUCAAUAAGAUUAGUUUGGCAUGAUCUCCCUGAAGUAAACCCAUGUUGUCUCUGAUCUUGAAAUCCAUGUGUUUUUAGAUGUUCAUCAAUCCUAUCCUUUAACAUGGUUUCCAUCACUUUCCCCACUACUGAAGUAAGGCUUACUGGCCUAUAGUUGCCCGACUCCUCCCUAUUACCUUUCUUGUAAAUGGGCACAACAUUUGCUAACUUCCAAUCUUCUGGGACUACUCCUGUUAACAAUGAUUGGUUAAAUAAAUCUGUUAAGGGUUUUGCUAGUACACCACUAAGCUCUUUUAAUAGCUUAGGGUGUAUUCCAUCAGGUCCCAUUGACUUAUUUGUCUUUACUUUUGACAGUUGAAAUAGAACCUCUUCCUCUGUACACUCACGUGGUCUACUAUGUCAAACCCCACUGACUACUGUGUGUUUAUCCCAUUUGCCACUUUCUUUGUUUGCAUCUUGCAUUGGAUUUCUCAUUUUAUUGGGAGCAUAUUUUAUUUAAUGUCAUAUUAUCAAAAAUGCUUAUUAAAUAUAUAAUUUUGUAUAGCUAAUUUCACAUUGGGGCUGCUAUGAGACAUGGGAUACAUCUCAGUAAUUACAUUUCAAUGCACUGUGGAUUGUCUCAAAUUUGGCCUUGUCGCCUCCAAAAAAGAAGCAAAUUACUAAAUGCAUGUGCGACAUUGCCCUGCACCUGGGAUUUAGGUAAAUAUGUUUGGUGAAAUAGAAGAGAAAACUGGCUCAUAAUACUAAAUGUUGCUAUUUUAAAAUAUAUUAAAAUUGUUAAAAAGGUUUAAUGGAACUUUCAUUCAGAUCAUGGGAGAUUUUGGACAUCUUUUUAUGAUCUCCCAACCAACCAAAAUAGGAGGAUUAAAACUAUAGCAUUAGGAAUUCAUGUUUGUAUUAUUAACACUAUAGUGUUCCUUUAAGCUGCAGUGACCUAUUUUACCUUCUUUGCCUGCAUCCCAUUAAAAGUUUGCAAUGACAUCCAAAUUGGCAUGGAAUAAGGAGACUUAAAGGGACUCUCCAGUGCCAGGAAAACAAAUCCGUUUUCCUGGCACUGCAGAAUCCUGCAGUGCCCCCCUGCCUACCAUCCCUCAUCCUAUGUUGCUUAAGGGGUUAAAAUCCUUUCGGUGACUUACCUGAAUCCAGUACUGAUGUCCCUAUGUCAGCCGGUGGGGGAGACCAAAUGCGAAUGCGCACACAUUAGACCUCCCCAUAGGAAUGCAUUAUUCGGUGCUUUCCUAUGGGGAUUCUGGCGACGCUGGAGGUCCUCAUGCAUAGCGUGAGAACGUCCAGUGUCGUUUAAAACACUUUUCGUAUUUUAAGAAGCUGGAAGUCCCUCUAGUGGCUGGAAGUCCCACUAGAGGAGGACUUAACCCUGCAAAGUAAUUAUUGCAUUUUAUAAAAACUGCAAUAAUUACACUUGCAGGAUUAAGGGUGAUGGGAGUUGGCACCCAGACCACUCCAAUGGGCAGAAGUGGUCUGCGUGCCUGGAGUGUCCCUUUAACAAGAGCUAUUUUCCUUGCUUUUGCCAAGGCCUUUGACAUAGUAGACCAUGGCAUUCUUUUGCAAAAAUGUAAAAACUCAGGCAUUGGUGAUCGUCCGCUAAUCUGGUUUUGAUCGUAUGUUUCAUACCAAUGGCAAUAUGUGACCAUUUCUAAUAGCGCUUCCCUCCCUCUUCCAGUCAUGUGUGGUGUUCCGCAAGGCUCCAUACUCUCGUCCCCCUGCUAUUCACAUUAUUUAUAAAUGAUCUGCCUAAUGUCUGCAAAUCCUCAACCGUACACAUGUAUGCAGACGACACUGAAAGCUACGCUAAUAAACCCAAGCUACCGCAGCUUAAGGCUGUGCUCCCAAACUAAUUCACAGAGGUAGAAAAGUGGAUAGCGGAUAACAAACUCUUCCUAAACAAUGACAAAACUGUUACAAUGAUCUUUGGAACUGUACCUAAAUUAUGUAAACCACAAAAUCAACAACUCUGUAUUAGAACAAAUUCAAAUAAAACACUGACAGCAGUCUGCUCUUUUAAAUAUCUAUAUUUGCUAGACCCCAAUCUAUCCUUUGGCCUUCACGUUGAAAAAAUCUUUUCAAAACUUUACCCAAAACUAGGUGCCCUGUACAGAAUUAAAUCCUGCCUAAGCCCUACAGUAAGGAAACAGAUAGUGCAACAAAUGCUAAUGCCGGUCAUUGAUUAUGGGGAUGUAGUGUAUGCACCCGCAUCGCAAACCCACCUUAAUAAACUUAAUACGUUAUAUAAUUCGUUCUGCCGCUUUGUACUAGAAUGUAAUUACUUUACCCACCACUGUGACAUGGUAAAAGAGCUAAAUCUGUUUUCGCUGGAAUCCCGACGCACUCUUCAUCUUUCCAGCCUUGUGCAUAAGAGCAUUUCUGGGAAACUCCCCACCCUACCUGAGUAGAAAGCUCUCCCCGGCUGUUCCCACCUCCUAUAACCUCCGAUCCAGUACCAGCACGAUAUUUAGCAUACCGCAAUACAAAAAUAAGGUGGCUCAAUCCUCAUUUUCCUACAGAGCACUGCAAUUAUGGAAUAACCCCAGGGACACAGUCCAAUCUUCAUUCAAUCUAAAAAAUCUAUGGCAAUAUACCUCAGCACGGAAUGCACCUGUCAUGGUUGAAUAUAUUUAUUACCUGUUGUGUAUUAAAUUUACAACUAUUUUUAUAGUUUGUAUAUUUUGUAAUAUUGUAUCCUAUUGUAACAAUGCAAUGUUUUGUGGACUCAGGACAUACUUGAAAACUAGAAAUCUCAAUGUAUCCAUCCUGGUAAAAUAUUUUAUAAAUAAGCACAGCGUCUUCCCUACAAAAUGUAUAUUGUGCAGUAAGGCACAAGGACUAAAUGUAUUAUAAUAUUACUGUUCCCCACCAGGAUUGGCUGCAUUUACAAUAAAGUGGGGUAGUAAAAUAGAUAAUUUGCGGUUUCUACUGUGGAAUGAAUUUAGAUGUCACAGCCUGACUGAGAUAUCCUGAAAGACACCAAAAACUGUGACAGGCAGUAGCUGUCAUUCCCCUGGAUGGGAAAGUGACUUCUCUCUUCCUUUUCUAUUCAUGUGACACAAUGCAGCUCCUAUUUAAUUUUUGUUGCACACUGAGGAACUUUAAAAAAAAACUCCUCAAAGACUCCUACACAAGUCCAGGCCUAUGAAGUGCCUACUUUACUCCUAUGUCUCUUCAGAAUUGCGUAGUUUCCCUUCCUUUACAUGCAGUGCCUAACAGUACCAGAAUUAUAGGCCCACGUUAUUAGCUUUGCCACGGGAGAGGUUGUGAAUGUCAUCUUUUCCCAUGAUACCCAGACAGCUUUUAGGUUUUUGUGAGCGUCAUUGGAAAUCUAAUUCACAUGCAUAUGCAGUGUCAGCGUUUACCUGGUAGACUAACCCUUAAUCUGUCCGAGCAUCAUGGGAAAUGUAGUUUUUAAAUAUAUGCCAUCACUGGUAUAUGUGGUUGUCUUUGGCAUGAGUAACUGUACAUGAAAUAUCUGAUCACAAUAUCAUAAGAACACAGGUCUAUGUCAGAGCAAUAGCUGCUGCCUGAAAAGUGACACAGAAUGUAAUUAUACUUGGUCGCAAUAAUGUUGUUAAACAAACCAAACCAAAGUUUAUAAUGUCUCAUUUGAUUACAUUUCCCCCAUUAACAUCAACCAAACCAGUUAAAUGACAGAUCACUUUCAUUUUGUCCUGUUGCUGUCAGGCCAGAUCUCAUUAGUGAUAUUUAAUUUACAUGGAGACACUACAUAUAAUCUGUAUUCAUCCUGAACAUUCAAAUCACUGCAUCAACAGCCUGUAUAGCAGUUUGUGAAUUUUAGAACAUCAGUUUAAUCUGUAUGGUAAUAAAGGGCUUAUUUCUGGUUCCCCACAGCUCGUACAUCUAAAUAGGUUAGGAGUCCAUCUAAUGUUAGAAUGUUAUGUAAUGAUAGAAAUAGAAACAUGUAUUUCUUUAAUAAAUGCCAUUUCAAUACACCAUGUUUAUCGCUCAUUUUAAAAAAAAUAUCACCGGAUACAACAAAUUCAGAAUCAGUCAGUCUGAUGCAUUUUGCAAUAUCAGUUGUUUAGUAUACUUUACAGAAGUGUAUUAUUAUUUUCUGUAGUAUUGUCAGUUUCUUUGUUUUUUGUGUUUUUUAUUUUAUUUUCACAUGUAAACAGAUGCAGUGAAGAACAGAUGUAAAUGGUGGCUUCUGUUGAUAUUUAAUUGACAUUAUCCUGUUAAGAACAUGCGUGUGUGUGUGCUUUUAAACAGCACAUAGUAGCUCUUAUCCCAUCAAGGUCUGUGUGAUCAUUCUUCAUUAGUUCUAUUUAAUAACAAAGCAAUUUAAUUAGCAUGCCAAGCAGACCGUUUGAAAGACUCCAGGAACAUCACCUUGUAUAAAUGGCCCUUUCAUGAGCUUUGGUCAUUUUUGUGCUUUCAAUCCCUAUUUUCUCUGCGGUGGAGGAAAAUGUAGCAUUGCCUGCAGAUAUUCACGUCUUAAAGACAGGAAAAGGGAUGUGCUUUCAUACUAGCAACUGUCCCGAUUUUCAUGGGAUAGUCCUGUUUUUUGGGUCUUUCUCAAUAUUCUUAUUGUACUGAGACUUAGAUCCCACAUUUUAGAAAAUGUAAUUUUCAAAAAAUAAUUUUGAUUUAAGAUUCUUUAUUUUAUAGAAAAAAACCUAAUUAAAAAUAGAAGAUAAAUUGAUAGAUGUUUUGGGCUCAUUUCCAAUGUUUUUGCUACUUGCAGGUACUCUGUAAAGUGUCUGCCUUUACUGGUAGUUGUAACGGCUGUUUACUGACUACAAACGUUUUCACAAGUGGUGACUGGGAUUUACUAUUCACUAUGGUCAACACUCCUAUAAACGACUUACUUGAUGGCACUGCUGCAAAGUUUUCUUGGGCAUUUUUUUCCAAAAAUUGGCAACUAUGUUAAAUUAAGCUUUACCUUAUAAUACACUAAAACACACAUAUAAGGCAGAGUGUGGCUUAACUUGUUUAGCUGAGCAUCAUGGGAAAUAUAGGCCACUACGACCUGUAUGCUGAAUAGUAAAGAGAUACUCUUAAGCACCAAAACAAGUGGUUUUGGAGUGUAAUUAUGUCUAUGUAGUCCACUGCUAAAUGUUAUGCUAUUUAGGAGUUGUCACUUCAUUUAUGCAGCUUUAGCCACACCGCUCCUGGUUGUCCGGUAUAACUAAAGUUGUUAUGGUCCUUAGUGUUGUUUAACCAUCAUCACUGUGCAGGUCUUUUUUCUUUCUUUAUGUUAACCCCUUAAGGACCAGACUUCUGGAAUAAAAGGGAAUCAUGACAUGUCACACAUGUCACGUGUCCUUAAGAGGUUAAAGAAAUUCUGAAAUUGUGAUUUAAGACUCUAGAAAAAGUACAUUUACAUUUAGCAGAGAGUUGUAGUGAUUUUAGUGCCCAGACUGACCUUUUAAUAUUGUUGUAGAUCGUGGAUAUAGUGUGAUAAAUUGCUAGGUGUCUUGGUUUGUCAAAAAAAUAGGUCUCUUCCUGUACCCAAAGCCCAGUUCUUUUGUCCUCUCCAAGAUUGAGAAGUUUAAUUUCCAAAUUCAUUAUUAACAGGACACCUUGGACCUCUAAAACAAUUUAAGCUUGCUGAAAUUCUCUAUGUGUGAAGUGUCUUUUUUUAAUUUUACAAAAAGUGCAGAUUUCCAUGGACCUUGACAGCUUUAUAAAUUCGCCUGGUUACACCCCCUGGCUUUCAAGCAGAAAACAAGUUUUGUUACUUCCUGAUUUUUUUUUCAGCUCAGUAAAGCUAAACUCAACUCAAGAGGCAGGCAGCUGCUCAGAGCACCUAUCCACAGAAGGUCUAGGCUAGAUUAGAAGGUGAGGGCAUGCAAAGCCAGCCGGUGAGAGAUCUGUAGCUUUUGAAAGCAAUUUUUAGAUACACUCCCUAUGAACAAAUACCUAAUAAUACAUAUUGUAAGCUGUUAUUUUUUUUUUUUUUACUAUAUAUUACAGUGUAUGAUGCCAUUUUGUGUUAUAUUGUUUAUCCCCCCCACACACAUACGCUAUAUAUUAUAUAUCACACAGUAUAUUAUAUGUAUUAUUACAAUAUAUUAUAUAUCACACAGUAUAUUGUAUUUUUCAUUACUAUAUAUUAUAUAUUUAUAUUAUACAUUAUACAGUAUAUUAUAUUUAUUAUUACUAUACAUUUACACUGUAUAUUAUAUUUAUUGUUAUUAUACAUUAUAUAUUACACAGUAAAGUAUAUUUAUUACUAUAUAUUACACAGUGUAUGAUGCCCAUGUAGUGUUAUGUUGUGUGUGUAUAUACACUAUAUAAUAUAUAUAUAUAAAGAUGAAGCUCAGUUUAUCCCCAGGCGGGGGGGGUAAGAGAAGUACCCGGAAGUACCCCUGUACUUCCGGGAUUGCAGGGCCUCAAAUGCUGAUUUCCGUUUCCGUUAUCAAGACCCGAGGCCCACCAGCCCCGUGCUCUCCCACACUGCCACCCUGUAUAGCCCUGCACACCCUCUGCGCCCACUGGGCCGGGAGAGACACUUAGCGCAUCAGCCACCACAAUCUUGGAUCCACGUGUCCUUGCUGACUUCAGCGGAAGUGACCCGUCCUUGGCUACCUGGGCUUAUCACUAUGGAGACGGGAGGAUGCUGAACACUGACAGCCUUUAAAUGCUUCCCCCCCGAUCCAUGGUCCCCCCCUGACCUGUCCCUCCUACAUAACAUGACCAUUCUUCACCUGGUCCAUAGGCGUGAUGGCAUGGGGACAGCGGCUCAUGGUAUAAACCUGCCUCUCAUUCCUCCCCCGUGUAUUGUGAUCUCUCACACUUCUGAUACUUGGAAGUGGUACUAAUGAAAGUAUUUAAAAAAAUUGGGCAGACUAGAUGGGCUGAAUGGUUCUUAUCUGUUGUCACAUUCUAUGUUUCUAUGGAAAUUGUGCCCUCUAAUACUACUGGCUACUAACCGGGCAUUGUGCCCUCUCAUAAGGGAUUGGGGGGUUGGGGGAGGAGUGUAAUUUCCGGAAGAUUUUACCCAUUUCGGUGCAUCCCUAGUUGAAUUCAUUAGGAGUGAGAAGCAUUGGAUGUCACCUUAAUGGUUAUAGUGGAGCCACCCUACAUCUAAAUAGCUUAGAAGUACAUUAGAAUGUUAUGUAAUAUUAGAAAUAGAAACAUGUAUUUCUAAAAUUCUUUAAUAUAAAGUUAAUAGCAAACCGAGCAUUUCAUGGAAAACGGUUAACACAAGUUAUAGUUUAACAGUUCUUUUUAAAGCCCGUAAGAUGCUAAAUGCACAGUAGAUGUUUGUGGUUUAGUCUUUCAGUUCAAAUGGCUUUUCUUGUUUCACCACACAGGAGUGGCUGGCUUCUUGGCUGUUGUGGCAUAUGGCCUGUACAAGCUACGUAACCGUGGAGACCAGAAGAUGUCCGUUCAUCUCAUUCACAUGAGGGUUGGUGCUCAAGGAUUUAUUGUUGGUGCUAUGACUUUUGGUAAGCUGAAACCCAGUUAAGGUUAUUUUCAGUAAAUAUAAAAAAGUUAGGCACAAAAAAAAGUCACUGGUUAGAGCAGGAAUCCUGGGUCUGGAUACAAAUCUGGGUCCACGUUGGUUAGAACAAGCACAAAAACAAAAUCAAUAAAAUGUAUAUUUUAGCAACAGUGUCUUUCGAAGUUCAAUGGAGAGCAGUUUGAAACUGAGUUUAAUGAAGUUAUUUUACAUUAACACUGUGAAUUUUAGUAUGUUUUAUUAUAUUUGAAGAUUGUCAUUAAGGUGAUUUUACUAUUUAGGGAUUCAUUCCCAAGUAAUGCUAUGUAUACAGGGCCGCUGUCAGGGGGUGACAACCAUGAUGGUUGUCGCGGCCCUAGGGGGCCCAGCCGCCCAAGCCCCACGUGGAGCUACAAAACUGCCGCAGGUGCAUCUGCACUAGGGCCCAUCAGGUGGCCCAAACAUUUAGUGCCACCCGAAGAGCCCUAUAUUUUCAGGGGCCCAGUCAGCGCUGCGGCCGUGUAAUAGCGUGACCGGGCCCCUUUAAAAAAAAUUGUGGCUGCCCCGCAAGUGCUGCUGGGAGAAAAUGACGGCCGGACACUUCCUCCCAGCUUACUCCGCGCGGGGGGAGAGAGACAGCCGAGGAGAGGCAUCCGCUCCCAUCAUCCCCAGCCACCAUCCUGCAACGAAAAGGUAAGGAAGAGGAGGGUGGCUGAUAAAUGAGGUGUGUGUAUAUGUAUGUGUCUGCAUGUAUGUCUGUAUGUAUGUCUGUUUGUCAGUAUGUAUGUAUGUAUGUAUGUCUGUAUGUGUGUGUGUGUAUGUCAGUAUGUAUGUCUGUGUGUAUGUAUUUAUCUAUCAGUAUGUAUGUAUGCAUGUGUGUGUGUGUGUGUGUGUGUGUGUGUAUGUAUCUGUAUGUGUGUGUAUGUCAGUAUGUAUGUCUGUAUGUAUCUGUGUGUGUAUGUAUAUAUCUGCAUGUGUGUAUGUCAGUAUGUAUGUCUGUAUGUAUGUGUGUAUGUAUGUAUGUCUGUAUGUAUGUGUGUGAAUAUGUAUGUACGUCAGUGUGUGUGUCUGUAUGUCGGUAUGUGCGUGUAUCUUCUUAUGCAUGUGUCUGUAUAUGUGUGUGUUAGUAUGUCUGUAUGUCUGUUUCAGUGUGUGUGUCUGUUAAUAUGUGUGUAACUUUCUGUGUGUGUGUCUGUGUCCUUUUGUGUCUGUGUAUUCCUGUGGGCGAGAUUCCUGUGGGCGAGACAUUGAGCUGUGUUAGGGGCCCCACAAUUUCUGAUGGCGGCCCUGUAUGUAUAUAAUUUGGAUCUAGAAAUAUUCUCUCACUUUGACAGAUUAUUACCUAUAGUAAUCACGUAUUAAAUAUUUAAAUGAUUUUAAUAGUUAAGGUGUUUGGUCAUUGCCAGGUCACACCGAGAGCUCCCCACUACUCUCCAACUAAUCUACAAUAUAUGGGUCGAGUCCGGGGCAAAUCCAACCCCUGUAAAUAAAAUAUGGCGACAAGAGAGAAACACAUUAUAUUUAGGGCUAAAGGCAGAGAAACAAAGAUGUGAGUUAAAUGUGCACCUUAGAGGGGUAGGUGACUCUGCAUGUGGUAUACAAUAUCCAUGAUGCACAGCCAACUCUUAAGGCUGGAUGAACACGAUGUGAAUUGAAAUUCACAAGCAGCUGCAAGGCCUAUGCUUUGAAGAGGUUUGUGAACUUGUAGUCCGCAAGCAUGUGGUGCCUGAUGUUCAAAAUGUACAAUCCUCAUGAUGCUCAAAGACCUGGUUUAAUGUUAUGGGGAUUGCAGUUUUCGAAUCAAUGCAGUGCUUGGCCUUCAAAGAUGUUUGUGAACUUCAAAUCACAUGAUACUCAGACAGCCUAAACAGCAUCACUUCUGUGUUUUGCACAGGAUGCCUGGAUGGCUUGAGAAACUUACGUAUUUUGUUCAAGUCAUGCUUAUGGGUGUUCCUGUAUGAGGCUGUCCAAGGAUUCCUGUUUCAAGAACCUCAUAGAAGUGGAAAGGCAGGGGCAGAGAUAAACAGCGUUAGAGUCAAGACCUCAGGGUUAAACCAUUUGUAAACAGUUGAACUUCAUUCUAAUGAAGUUGCUAUGGUGCCUGGAGUGUUCAGUUGAAGGACUCGAAACUAGGGAAGAGAGUCUGAUAAAACAGGGUAGGGAAUUCCAAAGAAAGGAAUGUGGUAGCCCAUUAAAAUUGAGAGUUGGAAGUGUGGGAACAAGCAGAUGACAAGAGAAGGUCACUGGCAGAGCGAAGUCUACAAUAAGGGAUGUAUUUGCUGAAUAAAUGUAGUGAAGGGUGGAGUUAUAUAGGGCUUAGUAGGUUUGUGAAAGCAAGUUGAAUUGGCUCCUGAGGGGUACAGAAAACAAAUAGAAAGAUUGUCAAAGGGGUGAGGUGUAGGAGUAGCGGUCAAUUAGGAAGAUGAGCCUGGCGGCAACAUUUGGGAAAACUGUGUGAUUAUUCUCAGUGUUUAAAUCCAAAGCCAAUUGCUACCAUGUAUUUCAGCUCCUAGGGUCCACUAAUCAUCCCUACAUUACAUUCAAUGUUUAAAAAGAAAAAGAAAGCAGCGACCGAAAAAGGUUAACAUAGGGAGGUGUGGAGGACAUUAGUCGUCAGUACAUUGCAAGUUUACAUUAACAGAUCUGUUAUUUGAGCGGUAAGAUAAAAUGUUUAUUUACAUUGGUUUCUUUAUUUCCUGUUUUAGGAGUGAUAUACUCCAUGUACAAGGAAUACAUCAAGCCUCGUUUUAGUCAUCCAUCUGAUAAGUAGAAUACAGAAGCGUAUACUCGUGAGAACACAACAGCUACACAUUCACCUGUGUCUGGGACCUGUCUAGCAAAGCAUCUCACAGUUAUUUUCUUUCCAGUGGAUGAAAACACCCUUUGUUUUUAAUGUAGGCGUACCUGUAUUUUACGUGUGUCAGGCGUAGGCAAUAGAAUAAUACUACAGGACAUAAAAAGUGGAACACUUAGAGGAAAUACCUUGGCUGCUAUAGAACUGCAUCUCUCAGAUUGGUAUGCAGCCAUCAAACUGGCAAAGUAACAUGGUAGUUGUGGUUCUACAGCAGCUGUGGAUUAACCUUUGGUUACCUCUGUCUUGUUGAAGGAAUUCAUGUUUCUCUAACAAUGGGCUGCUAGUAUCGUGCAGGGAAAAAUCUUCCUACACACCAUAUUCAUUAAAAACUGCAAUAUUAAAAAAAAAUAUUGCCAGAGAUCAGAGAUGCAAAUGUGAUUUUUUUUUUUUUUUAAAAGAGGAAACAUUGGUGGCCCUAUGCCACUGCAGUAUUGGGCAAGGCCUUUGCAACACAUAAACAGUUGAUAGCACUGAUUAACCAUAGCUAGUUUAAAUUGCCAAAACAGGCCUGAUUAUUAUUUUUAUUAGUGGAGUUGAAGCGGUGAGAAGGUGAGAAAAAGUUUUGGGUUUUUUUGUUUGUUUUUUACUGGUGGUUUGUAGUUAAUAUCUUUAAAAAUCAGAUCAGGUUGAAACUGCAUGCUUCCCUUCAAAUUAUUUAAUAUCUUUGGAUCAACUUUGAAUUUAUUUUCCCAAACAUACUAAAAUAUAAAAAAAUAUAUCAGUGAAAUAUAUCCGUAUAUUAAAAAAAAAAUCUACAUAUGUAAAUAUUUUUAAAACUGUUAAAUAAUUUUAAAAGUGUAUCCACAAAUAUUAAAUCAUUUGAAUAGCUUAGCCAAAUAUAUUAAAUCAAUGCCAAUUUUAGACUAUAACUCCCAUCGCUUUCUGGCUGGCUAAUUGGACAGUGAAAUGUAGGUUUCAAGAAUUAUGUUUUUAAAAUUAAACACAGUUAGCACCUGCAGUUAGUGAACAACCAAGUUAGUUUUUUUGUUGUUGUUUUUGUUUGUUUUUUAACCAAGAAUGUAUGGAAGUUGUGUAGUUUCCAGAUUGUUAUAUUUUUAGAAUGUAUGGAAGUUGUGUAGUUUCCAGAUUGUUAUAUUUUUUAACAUUAUCAGAACGGCAUUACAGAAGAUUAACCUUGUGUUCUACAAGAAACCUUGUAGAAUGUUGUGAGUUGACUAACACCAUUUAGGCAAAAAUAUUUAGAAUAAACACUGUUAUGUUGGUAGUUAAUCCACAAAUCUUGUGGGGGGGUUUUAUAUCACAAUUGCAGUCAUAUUAUUUUGUCAACCAUAUGUUGGGCCAGUAAACAUGUCUUCUUUAACUCUGCUUGAUGUUUGUUUAUGUUUUACAUAUGGAAAUACCACAUUUUGAACAGACCGUUGACAAGUACUUUUUGACAGGGUUACAGAUGCCACUUACACAUAGUCAUACUCUUUCUGUGGUCCUUUUUGUAUGUUCACAUCUUUCCUUAAUGUUAUUGCCAUGCCAGUUCAUCUGACCAAUUAAACUCUGCACAGCUGUUUGGAGAAUGCCAGUGGCUCUGUUGAAUUCAAAUAUGAAGAGGGCUGGAUAUCCCAUUAGGUACCUGCCUACAGGUGCAUGACAAAAAGAGGUGUGAGGGGUGCCUAAUCUGCCUGUUAAAAGCAGCUGACCUCAGUGCUUUGCAGUCUUCCCAGGCAGCAAAUACCAUAACUGAUGCUGCAGGACCCCGUGUUAUGUCUGGGGAGCCUGAUCUCAGCAUAGUUCUGUCCCCUAAGACUCAACACAGCGAUCUCCAGCAAAGAAGAGAAAGGACUGGGGCAUCGUAUAAGCCUUACCGAUACACACACACACACACAAACCCUUACCCACACAGCUGCACACACUAGUACACAUUAUGCUCCCCACAUUGUUACACUGCGGAGCUCACUGAAUCUCCACACUCAUACAAUGUACAUGCUGCUAGCUACGCUGAUACACGUCAACACAUUCACACAGACAUUUUAUAGAAUGUGACGGCAGAUAAGAACCAUUCGGCCCAAUUUUCUAAAUACUUUCAUUAGUCCCUGGCCUUAUCUUAUAGUUAGGAUAGCCUUAUGCCUAUCCCACGCAUGCUUAAACUCCUUUACUGUGUUAACCUCUACCACUUCAGCUGGAAGGCUAUUCCAUGCAUCCACUACCCUCUCAGUAAAGUAAUACUUCCUGAUAUUAUUUUUAAACCUUUGUCCCUCUAAUUUAAGACUAUGUCCUCUUGUUGUGGUAGUUUUUCUUCUUUUAAAUAUAGUUGUUUCUAUCAUAUCCCCCCUGUCUCGUCUGUCCUCCAAGCUAUACAUGUUAAGAUCCUUUAACAUUUCCUGGUAAGUUUUUUUUAUCCUGCAAUCCAUGAACCAGUUUAGUAGCCCUUCUCUGAACUCUCUCCAAGGUAUCAAUAUCCUUCUGAACAUACGGUCUCCAGUACUGCGUACAUUACUCCAAGUGAGGUCUCACCAGUGUUCUGUACAGUGGCAUGACCACUUCCCUCUUUCUACUGCUAAUACCUCUCCCUAUACAACCAAGCAUUCUGCUAGC